AUGACCCCUACGGGCGAGUCCUACGAGUUCUACCAGGACUCGGGCCCCAUCCUGCACGCCCUCGUCUCCCACCUCGCCGUCAAGGUCGCCGCCGCUAGCCGCACCAAUGCGCCUGAGCUGGCCAAGGACUUGCUCAAGAUGCUCUGGGUCUCCGGCCAGCAGCAGCAGCAGCAGACGUACACGCUUUCCAAGAAAGAAAAGCCCCGCAAGGCCCUGGACUUCUUCGACGGCGGCCUGGAGAUCUACCCGGGGAGCAAGAUUCGCCACUUCGAGACCCUCCACCGCAAGACGGGCAUUCCCUACGAGGACAUGCUCUUCUUCGACGACGAGAGCCGAAACAGGGACGUCGAGGCCCUGGGCGUGACCAUGUGGCUUGUCAGAGAUGGCAUGACUUGGUCCGAGCUGGAAGAGGGUGUCAAGGAGUGGAGGAAGAGGCGGGGCUAUUGA
Molecule: messenger RNA, 447 nt
Organism: Parascedosporium putredinis
Lineage: Eukaryota; Fungi; Ascomycota; Sordariomycetes; Microascales; Microascaceae
Source: the annotation of a GenBank genome assembly